AUGAGCAAGUGUCCAGAAGAUUGCAAAUAUCUUUGUUGUAGACAAAUCAUUGUAGAUAAAAGACUUACAUGUAAUUUAGGAAAUUGUAAGAAUGAUAAAGAUCUUCAAAGAUCUAAAAAAUGUGGAUUUCAACAUGAUGGAUUUACAUAUAGUUAUCAUAACAAUUUUGAUAUAAAGUUUAAAAAUCAAGAUGGAAUAAGAAUACCUUAUAAUGAACCUUUAUCAGAAAGAUUUUUAUAUUUUCCAUUAUUUAGAUUUAAUGAUAAUGAGUUAAAUCAAUUUGAUCAGAAAACUCCAGAAUUCAUACUUUUAGAUAUAGCAUUUGAUAUAAUAUUAGUUUCGUUUCAUGGGUCUAAUAAACAUAAUCAACUUAGACAAACAUUACAAUUAACAAGUUCUACAGAAUAUUCUAAUGAUUUUAUUCCGAUGAUGCAAAAUAUGUUUUUUUCUAUAUAUUUGAUUAAUAUUUGUGAUAAAAGAUUAGCUAAACAAAAGGAAUAUAAAGCAGAAGAUUUUUUAAUAGGAAAUAAUUUUGAGAAUAUACAAUUUAGAGAAGGAAUAGAAAUAUUAGAUGAAAUAUAUAGAUAUAUACCAUGUGGACUUGAUUGUACAUUUCAUGAUCAUAAUAUCUCUCUCUGUUAUGAAUUUAGAAAAAAUCUAAAAGUUUGUGUAUUAAAUAAGAAUAUAAACGGAGAAGAUUAUUAUUUUAAUAUUGGAAAAUUUGGGAUAGUAAUGAUAGUAAAUUACAUGGAUUGGAUGCAUCAAAUUAGAAUUCAACACCCUAACGUAGAAGAUAAAGAUAAACAUGAAUUAGAUGAAAAUUUUCAGAUUUCAGAAGGUGGAACUGGGUGGUCAGUAUUCAUAAAAGAAUUUUAUCUUGAAUCAUUUUAUAAACCAGUUAUUAAACCUUUAACGAUAAGUAAUUUUAUGAGUUAG
This is a messenger RNA of Scutellospora calospora, 936 nucleotides long. NCBI's taxonomy places the organism in Eukaryota, Fungi, Glomeromycota, Glomeromycetes, Diversisporales, Gigasporaceae. The record is from the annotation of a GenBank genome assembly.